ACUUGAGGAAGUCAAGUGUCUAGUAGUUGUGUUGCGGUCAGGAUCAUUUUGUCUCAUCUUCCGCUCCUGUCAGGAUCUUUCCAGUGGUCCCCAGCAUGAACUAUUACUAAUGGACAGAAAUCUUAAACAUUUGUCAUGAUCACCAUGGAAAAGUGCUGCUGGGAACCAUACUGUACUGUACAAAGGGGAUGAGAGAGUCAGGAAUGUGUCUCUCCAACUGGAUGGGAGUGUUAUUGAUAUCAAAUCUACAGAGAGGAGAAGUAAAGAGAAUAAUGUAUGUUGGAAAGAGCAUUAGGACAACAAUAUUUUAAAUUAAUAUGUGGAAUAUUGACAAUAUUUGAGAAUGUCACAGAAUUUAUCUUAUCUUUAUUUAUUGUAAUUCUUUGCUUUUGAGCACUUAGCAGUGUUCAUAUCCAUAUCAGACAAUAAGUUAGGGAUCCACUGGAAUGUCUCAUUUUCAUGAGCUUUAAAGAAAUCUGUCUUUCCUUUUGGCUUGCUAAAUAAUUCAGCCAUGUAAGGGUUAACUUUGUUCAGGACAGAGUACCAAGAAGGGAGGAGCUUCUCAUUAUUUCACUGAAACGAAAGCGAUUCUGAACUCAGGAAAAACAAACGACUUAGCUUUGUUUGAUAGAUUUUCGGUAAUUUCAUACACACAAAUCCAAGUACCAACUGAAAUGGCUUCCUGCAGCAGUCUCCUGUCUGAAGAUCAGUUCCUGUGCUCUAUCUGUCUGGAUGUGUUCACUGAUCCUGUCACUAUUCCAUGUGGACACAACUGCUGCAAGGCCUGUAUCACCAAGUACUGGGACAACAGUGACCUGUGCCAAUGUCCAAUGUGUAAAAUGACUUUUGAUAAGAGACCAGAUCUCUAUGUCAACACUUUCAUCUCUGAGAUGGCUGCUCAGUUCAGGAAGUCAGAGCCACUGAAGGCUACCAUCAGUCCAGACCUGCGUCUUCCUAAACCUGAAGUGUCAUGUGACAUCUGUACAGGUAGUAAGCUCAAGGCCCUGAAGUCCUGUCUCGUGUGUCUGGCCUCUUACUGUGAGACCCACCUGGAGCCUCAUCAGAGAGUUGCAGCCUUUAAGAAACACAAGUUGAUUGAGCCUGUGAAGAACCUGGAGGACAGGAUGUGUCAGAAGCAUGAGAGACCCCUGGAGCUGUUCUGUAGGACUGACCAGAUGUGUGUGUGUCUCAUGUGCAUGACAACAGACCACAAGACCCAUGGUUUUAUGACUUUAGAAGAGGUUUUUCAACAGAGGAAGGUUAAGCUGGGACAGAUGAUGGCUGAAAUAAAGCUAAUGAUGGAAGAAAGAUCUAGUAAGGUCAAAGAGAUCACAUUGUCAGUAGAGAUCAGCAAGAGAGAUGCAGAGAGAGAGAAAUCAGACAGUGUUCAGGUCUUCACUGCUCUGGUGCGCUCCAUUGAGAGAAGCCAGGCUGAGCUCAUUGAGGUGAUUGAGGAGAAGCAGAAAGCAGCAGAGAAACAGGCUGAAGGGUUUAUUAAAGAUCUGGAUGUGGAGAUCACCGAGCUGAAGAGGAGAAGCACUGAGCUGGAGCAGCUCUCACACACUGAGGACCACCUCCACCUGCUCCAGAGCUUCCCAUCCCUGAGCACCCCUCCCCACACCAAGGACUGGUCUGAGAUCAGUGUCCACAGUGGUCUGAGUGUGGGGGCAGUGAGGAGAGCUGUGUCUCAGCUGGAGGAGACACUCAAUAAAGAGAUGGAGAAGCUGUCUGACACUGAACUGAAGAGGAUUCAGCAGCAUGCAGUGGAUGUGACUCUGGACCCUGAUACAGCACAUAUCCGUCUCAUCCUGUCUGAGGAUGGGAAACAAGUGAGACAUGGAAAUGCAUGGACAGACCAUCCUGACAACCCAGAGAGGUUUAGUCGUUGUGUUAAUGUCCUGGGAAAGCAGGGUUUUUCCUCAGGGAGGUUCUACUAUGAGGUGCAGGUUGAGGGGAAGACCAAGUGGACAAUGGGAGUGGUCAGAGAGUCAAUCAACAGGAAGGGGAAGAUCACAGUGACUCCUGAGAAUGGAUACUGGGCUGUGUGUCUGAGAAAUGGAGAUCAGUACAAGGCUCGGGCUAAUCCUGAUGUCCUCUUCUCCCUGAGACAGAAGCCCCAGAAGGUGGGGGUGUUUGUUGACUAUGAGGAGGGUCUGGUCUCCUUUUAUGAUGUGGAGGCCAGGUCUCAUAUCUACUCUUUCACUGGCUGCAGCUUCACUGAGAAACUCUAUCCCCUUUUCUGUCCCUGUGUGAAUGAUGGAGGUGACAACUCUUCUCCUCUGAUCAUCACUCCUGUCAAUGACUGAACAGACUUAGAAUUAAUGACACUCUGAUUAUUAAACAUAAAUCUAGAAUUAAAGAACAAAUAACAUUUCAAUCAGAAGGAACAAGUGAAUGAGUAAAGUGAUUGUUUAUUGUACAAAGGAUAAGAUAUGUUUCAGACUGACAUACUGUUUGGUGCUUAGACCGUAUGGGGAGAUCAGGUGAUCAAUGGUUGUUUGCAGCAUGAAGAGAGAUCCCCCAUGGAGUCCAGACACUGGUGGUGGGGGCUGACGACCCAGACAGACAAAAAGCAGAGGAGGCAGACAGGAGACGAAGCCAAGAAGACCGGGUGGUGACGGGGAGGUGGAGGGGCGCUCACAAUGAUAGCAUGGACGAACGAAGGCAGGGAGAGAAACAUAUUUAAAGGCUCGGCAGCAGUAUGAUAGGCUAGAGAAGAAGGCUUGUCACUGAGCUAUUGGAGAGAAGUGAGCGGCUGAUGGAACAGCUGAAACCCUGGUGACAGCCCAGGCUUUGAGGUAGAGGAAAAGGAGAGAGCACCUAUAGUGGGGGAGUGUGUAGAGGGACAGAAUGGUCUUACUGACUGAACUUGUGCUAAGCUACAUUAUUCCAAUGAAUAUGUGUAAUGGGAGUCAGGUGGCUGAGUGGGUAGAGCAUCGGGCUAGUAAUCUGAAGGUUGCCAGUUCGAUUCCCAGUAAGACAUGACGUUGUGUCCUUG
Messenger RNA from Hypomesus transpacificus, 2998 nucleotides. RefSeq names its product zinc finger protein RFP-like. The transcript is spliced from 2 exons. Lineage: Eukaryota; Metazoa; Chordata; Actinopteri; Osmeriformes; Osmeridae. The record is from RefSeq and is a predicted model, not a curated record. The coding region runs from base 675 to 2306 and encodes 543 amino acids. Gene Ontology annotation, molecular function: protein binding; zinc ion binding.